AAAUAACACGAUGAUACGACAGAAUAAAGUGUCGUAUGAUUGCGUCUAUACUGUCGUGAUGUCGUGUUGUCGCGUUAUGAAAAGGGCGAGAUUUUACAUGGCCACUAUCAGCCACCAUACUAAUCAGUAUAAGUUAAAGAAUAAAUAGUUUGUUGACUGGAAAUUCUAGUGGUACUUAGGGGUAAUUGCGCAGUCUUGAUAAAGACUUGAAAUACUUGACUACAUUAUAUCUGUUCAUUUCCGCUAUGUCCAUUGCGCAGGUGCACGUUUCAAGUCGCCAUUUUGGAGCCGAAAUUUAAACGGAUCUUGUUGACAAUUUAAAAAUAUGUGUACACAACAAUAUAUUAAGUGAUUACCGAGAUGCGAUUAAGAAAAUAGUAUAAUUAAGGCUUAUUUCUCACAAUGGUUUGGUGGAUUUUGACAUCUUUGUACUCGUUUCUUGUACAUUCUAUCUUAGAUUUUGUAUUUUUCAUUUUUGUCGACAUCGUCGCCAAAACAGUGUUGAAAGAAGCAGUGAGUGAUGAAGAGAAGCGGAGGAUUUGGUUAUUUGAAUCGGCAGCUUUAGUUUGUUUGUCUGUAGUGAUCUACUUAAUUGACCAUACACCUGUGGUUCUGAUACCUUUAACACUAUUCACCUUUCUUUAUACACAAUUGUAUCGGCGUGUUGACUUCCGCUAUUGGUGGAACUUAGUCAUAACACGAUGGGAAGAAGCACAGCAACACAAGGAGAGUAUGAUCCAAAGGAAGAAGCAUCAGUUGCAACAGAAAUCCCCACCUGGGGCACCAGUCUUAAGAACCAUACCACAUCCAGCAUACUACCCUCAUGUACAUACUCCCACAGCAGGGGGAUUCCCACCCAAUGUCACAGUGUCCCCAGGAUUGGACAGAAACACAUUUAUAGUAAGUCAUAACCAGGGACUCUAUCCUAAUUUAGAUCAAUUUAAGACAAAGCAAAAUGAAUUGCCAAAUUACCGUAGUAAAUUUACUGAUUCAGGAGGGGUGGGGAAUAGUUAUCUACAGGAUACCUCCAAUCCUUUCAAGCGUAAUAAUUAUGACCAGAAACCUGGAGAAGUUCAUGUGAAAAACAAUGCUUUUGAAACAGAAUUGAGGCGACGUCCACUUAGAGCUGAGAACAAUAGAAUAUUAUCUAAAAUUCCUGACCUUUAUUCUUCUGGUAGUUUUCUUAAAUCAAAAGUUUUAAAUGUGUUUGGACUUGGAUCUGGUCCUGCUGACAGUAAACCACCUGGUAUAAGGAACAAUGGCCAGAAUCUGUGUUUUAUUAACUCUGUUGUUCAGUGUUUAGCUCGUAGCCCGCAUUUAGUACAGUGUUUAUCUGUUGACUCUGCUAAAGAAUUAGAGUGUAGUGUUUCAGAAUCGAUUUUAUUAACAUCAUUUGUUGAACUAUUACACCAGUGUAGUGUUGACCCUGCAACAAACACUAUCUCCAGCUUAGAUCCAGCAGCAUUUAGACAAUCAGCUUCAGCUCUCAAUCCACAAAUUGUAUCGUCACCUGGACAACCACAGACUCAACAAGAUGCUGCAGAAUUCCUGAUGUGGAUACUGGACACUGUGCAUAAUAUUUUAAAUAAGAAUAGAAAGGCCCUACAAUCUGAUAAACACCAACAACAGUGUGGUAAUGAACGAUUCAGCACCUCAUCUCUGGCAAUGCUGAAGAAAAUAUAUGGAGAUUUAAAUAAAAAGAGAAUUAAAGAUUUAAAAUUAGCAUGUCAAUGUGAGAUUGAGCUAGCAAAUGGUUUAGAAAAUGAUUCUUAUGCAGAACCAAUACAGAGAUUGUCUGACUUAGAAUGGCUGACACAUAAACAUGAGAAUGAUUCAUCUGUUGAUGACUUGUUUAAAGGACAAAUUGUUGAAGCUUAUCACUGUUUACUGGAUAAUCACAUAUCGGUUAAAAUGCAGGCAUUCAAUAUUUUACCGGUACCUAUCAUAGCACCCAGUGUUACAUCUGGUCUUGUUUUAUUGGAUGAUUGUUUUACUAGUUUCUGUCAUGUCGAACAUUUGUUUGGACAGGAUGACUUACAAUGCUCUGUUUGCGUUAGCGAUUCCGGAAAGAAAACACCCGGAAUGAUAACACGGACACAAACACUAAAAAAUGCAGCAAGUACUCCACAAAAUUUAGUCAAAGGUCGCCCUGACUCCGCCUUCCAUUCUCCCUCCACAUCACAAAUGAUGUCACCAAUAAUUGGUAUAAGAGACAUUGUCAAUGAUAGUGGUUAUUAUGAUAAUGUUUUUAAAACUUCCACACCCAUUUCUGAAUUGAGUAAUGACAAAAAGAAAAAUUCUAAAGAUGUCCAAAGAAGAUGUUUGUUACGUCAGUUGCCAGAAUGUCUUACUAUUCAACUACUGAGGUUUACGUACAAUGCUCGAAGCGGACGUUCUAAGAAGAUCCGAACGCCUGUCAGCAUUCCACGGAAAGGUUUAGAUCUAAGGUCUAUAAUUUAUGAUAUGGUAACAGAUCGAGAAGACAUGACCGCACCAUCUGGCAGCCAUCUUUACGAUCUCUAUGGUAUCUGUUUGCAUCUGGGUGGCGAGAGUACAAAUAACGGACAUUAUAUUAGUUAUUGUUUGAAUGAUAAUAAAAACUGGUAUCGCUUCGAUGAUGAAAAAGUAUCGCAGGUUAAUAUGGCUGAAGAUAUUAAUUCACGAGAAGUGAGAGAAAAUAGUUACUUGUUAUUUUAUAAGCAGGUGGAACGAAACUAACAGAGAAUAGAAAAGGUCAAAAUUUAAUCUCUUUGUUUGUAGCUAGUGACAAUAUUAAAAAUCUGAUCUCAAAUACUUCAAAAGUUGCUUAUGAGAUGAAACAAAACAUAAAGGAUAUUGCGUUGUGCUAUAUUUUAUAUUCAUGGUCAUUUCUUCAUUCUUUCCUCUAAUGAAAAAUUGCUCUUAUUGAAAAUAGGCUAAAAUUAGGUGGAUUGAUACAUUUAUAUAAUUUUGCAUGUUUUAAUGGCAGGUUAACAUAAACAUUGUUGACAGAUUGUUUCAUGGUGUGGCAUGGCCUGUUAUACUGAUAAAACCACAGGGGCAGGUGGAGUUGAUUUUUAACUAAAUUUAAUUGUUACAAGAUGUUGAAAUUGUUCAAUUAGAAAAGAAUUGUUGUCCUUGCCUAAUUGAAUUACAGUACAUUUUGAAAAAGAUUUCUUGCUAGAUCAAUAAGCCAAAAGUCUAGUAUAUUCUAAUUAUUUUGCAAACUUGACUAUAUUUCUUAAAUUUGAAACAUGACAUUUGUUAUAAAUCAAGUAGCCUACUCCUGUCUUGUGUUUAUUAAACAGCUUUCUAAAUGUAUCAGUCGACCUUGCAAGAGUUAUUUCCCCCUGACCUUUCUGCCUUAUUUCAAUCGCUCAUUUUGUUACUGAUAGAGAUAAGUGAUCAGUGUCUUCAGUUAGGAGUGUUUCAUUUUAGAGAUUCGUUUACAAUUCUACACAAUAUGAACUGUUUAAUGUGGAAUUUGGUGCAAUCAAACACAGAAUUAUUGCUUACAGAAUAAAAAAAAGGAUGAUUUCUAACAGUACUUCAAUGUACAUGAUUUCUAACAGUACUUCAAUGUAUAUGAUUUCUAACAAUACUUCAAUGUACAUGAUUUUUAACAAUACUUCAAUGUACAUGAUUUCUAACAAUACUUCAAUGUACAUGAUUUCUAACAAUACUUUAAUGUACAUGAUUUCUAACCAUUCUUCAAUGUACAUGAUUUUUAAUUGUAAUUCAUGGUACAUGAUUUAAAUUGUAUUUUAAUGUGCAUGAUUCUCAUCUCUCAUCAUAUUUAAGUCAUGUGUUAUCAUACAUGUGUACAUCUUAACCCUUUCACUGCCAAUUACAGAUUUAUCUGUCCCAUCGCAUAUUUCCAUGCUGAUGCUAGAUUUAAUAGAUGAGACGAGGUAAAUUGUAUAAGUUACAAAAUUGAGUAUAAUGUUAUACGUGUAUGUUUAUAUUUAUUGUCAUGCUCGGUACCAGUAUCAUAUUUUUGUAUUUUAUUUGAAACCACAAUUUGAUAUUUUUGAUUUUAUACUCUGAUAACUUUACUAAUAAUUGAUGAAUAGGCAUUAGUUAUUUAUAACUUUUCCUCUAUAGAUCUGAAUCUUUGGUGCUUUAUUUUCUUGGACAGAUAGGAAUGUGUGUGCAUAACAAAACAAAGCUGGUUUAUACGCAUAUAUUACACUACUGUUUCAUUUCAUGUGUCUUUAAAUCUUGGCACUGUUAAAUAAUUCCAGUCUUUAAGUGGCUUACUCUCGAUGUGGUUUGUCAUAUCUUGAUCAAGGAAAACCGGUCGGUCUAUAGUGUGUGCAGGCCUUUAGAAUUAAAUUUAGAAGAAACAUUUUGUUCGUUUGUAUGUUCUAGUAAUUGAUCCUCUUUGAUAAUUUAAUCUAAAUUAGGAUUAGAUAUUAUAUAUUAAUGUAAUUUAAUCACUUUCAUCAAAAGAUUUUAAACUAAAAAGCUUUGGUCCUGUUAAACAACAUGCAGUGUAUUUGUAUGAGCUUUCACUGAACUCCUUCAAUACCACUAUACAUGUAAAUCGUAAUGAUUCAUAAAUUUUAACUUCAAAUGUUUUAUCUCUGCAUUUUAUAAGCAGAUUUCACAUGGUUUGGGCUAUCAUAAUAUAUUUGAACAUAUUGAAAUUACCUGUGUGGUAACAUCAAAUUAAAAUAUAAUUUUAUGUAAGAUCAAAAGCAAUUGUCAAAGUGAUAGUGCAUGUAGUAUUGAUGACCCCAAACUGUAUUUAGUUUUGUAAAUAUUCUGUUAUAUUAUUUAAAGGGGCAUUAUGUAAGAUUUAGAUAAAAAGAGCUGGCCAUUCUCGCUAUAAUAUUUCAAAAAUAGAUAAAGCAAAAUGAAUAUAUUGAAAAUUUCAUUAAAAUUAUGUUAUUUUGGUUUUCGUUUUGACAAGAUGUGUGCAUUGAUCGUAACCACCGUACUGGUUGUUCGAGCCUUAGUCUCGCUUCUCCAUUUUUAAAUUAAAUCUUCAAAAGGCUGAACCGUUCUGAUCUACUUAAAAUCAGAGCAAUCAAAUGGCAUCGAGAGUUGAUUAUGGUCUUGUUAUGUUAAAAAAUGUCUAAUUACAUAACAUUUCAGACCUAAACUAAAGACCUGCAAUAGCCAGAUUUAGCUCUUACAUAAUGCCUGUUUAACAGGUUAUUAGUUUUCUUAAAAAAUUUUAAGAAACGCCAUUUUUUCGGGAUGUGUCUCACUAUUCAGAUGAAAUAAGGUUGUGAUACUUGUACUAAAUUUAAGUUGCUUGGAUCAACUGAUGAUUUUUCAGAUUCUUCCUUCAUUAAGGACUACUCAUUUUUAAUUUACUAAGCAGAUGGAUAUUAAAAGACCUUUAAAAUGUGGGAUUCUAUUUGGUGGGGCAGAUUUUAAAAAAUAUUUAGCAUGCUUUUUAUUUUUUAUUUAUUUAUUUUUUUUGAGUCUGUAUAUUUUAUGGAAGCAUAAUGUAGAUUUUGUUUGUAUAGGAGUCAAAAUACACCCAACACCUCAGUAUUUUAAAUAUGCCAAGCCUUACAAAUUGUCCUUUGCGGUGCUAUUCAUUCAAAGGAAAAUUCAGCUUGUUAGUAUCAGAAUUACAUACAUGUAAGUACAUAUAAAAACUUGGUAGUCUAUCUUAUUUAGCACGUCAUAUUUAAAAAGCAAUAAAAAGAAAAUAUCAAGGGCAAUUUGAUUGAUCAGUAACCUUAUUUGAUCUAGAGAUUCUGGAGGAAUUUUGUAGGAAUAUUACUGACAUAAUUUUGAAUAACAUAUGAAGAAUAACAAAGUACACCUAUUUUUUUUAUUACAUACGAAUUUAAAUAUUUUGUUGACAAGUGAUUAUUAAAUUGUGAUCUGAAACCACCUGCUUAAAUAACAGGAAGAGUUAUGCCCCUAUAUUUUCUGUAAAAAUGUCCAACAAGAAAAAUUUUGAAAUCCCAACACUGUUCUGGACACUGGUUUUAAGGAAAAGAUGUCCAAUGGGACGUAAAAAUAAUAAAAUCAAAUGUAAAUGACAUCUGAUCUUAAUUUGAUUAAUAGUGAGACACAUUUUUGUUUAUUAUGAAUUCUUAAAGGCAGCAUUUAGAAAUCCUCAUCAAAAAUAAUCAAUAUGGUUGAUAUUGAAAGUUGAUAAUGAUUUUGUUCUGUAGAUAAUGUAGCUCAUUUUGUUAAUUUUUUUUCCCCCAAAGAAAAUAGUUUGAAAGUUUUAAAUUAAUGUUAGUUGUUUGUAUUUUAAUGUAAUUAUGAUAUUGCAGGAUUUAUUGUUAUAAAAUGCAAUUAAUGUUAUAAGUUUUUUUGUUUAUACAUGUAUGUAGAUAGUUUGACUUUCUAAAUUCAGGACAUUUUACUUAUAAACUUGAUGUAAAUGCUUCAAAAAAUUAUACUAUAAUAGUGCAUCUUCAAAAUGAAACAGAAACAAACUUUACUGAAGAGAAAAUAUACUUUUGACACUCACAAGCUGCAGAAAUUGAACCUAACUUUUUAUAGAAAAGAAUACAUUUGUAUAGAAAAAAAAUGUUUAAGGGAAAAGUUGGUUGUUUUAAGACCUGAUCUUAAUGCAUUAUUUUCUUUAUAAAAUAUAAUGGAAAACUUUUGUACAUCAAUCUAUUAAUUCUUGAGCAUACGUGUGGUUACUUACCUUAUGUUUAAAAAAAAGUUAGGAUGCAUAUUUUUAGUUUAUAUUUAAGAGAAAGUCUGUAAAGAUAAAUUUUACUGAUUUUUAUCUGAAAGUAAUUACAAAUAAAAUGAUGAUGAUGACAGCAUUAAUGUAAAUCAAAAACAUUACAAUAUUCCAUGACGAUUAUAGGAUAUUGUUGUUGUGCAUUGAAAUCCACCAUUGCCUUUGUUUAUGUUGUUGAUUAAAUGCCCUUUCAAGCUUGAUAGAUAUAUUAACCGUAAAGAUACAUUAUGGGAGAUUAGAUAAAGAGCUAGUAAAUAAUGUAAAGGGAAUUUGCUGAAAAUUUCAGUCAAAUUGAUCCACCCUGAACAGAGUAUUUAGCGAUUGAAUUUUGGGCCUAGCCUCAAUCAUCAUUACUGAAGUCGGUACAAUAAAAAACAUAGUUUAGAUCAUCCAUUUUUUGAUUUAAUCAGAAGCAGCAUACCGGGUUCUAAUCCAGUAAAUAUCACAGGCUAGUGAUGCCAUCGAGAGUUGAUUAUGGUCUGGAUAAGUUAGUUAAUGUCUAAUUAAUAAUUUAGAUAACAUUUCAGGCCUUAAGAAAGACCUGCUAUUGGCAGAUUUAGCUCUUGCAUAAUGUAUGUUUAAAUUAUAAUUAGGUUAUUUGUCAGACCCUGAGAACUUUUUGUGCCCUCGAUAUAAUGGUAGUGUUUUAUACCAGUACAAAUGAUAGCUUCAUGUUCAGCUAAGUCUGUCCACUGGCAUGCAUGAAGUUGGAUUUAACCUGACUUAUUUCUGUUUAUUUAUCCCAUGACUUGCUAUCUAUUUAGAUAAUGGUCCAUAAGAGUUGUGGUUUAUCAAGAAUAAUUAAACAAGUUAUUUAUUAAAAAGCAUCAGUCACACACAGCUUUAGACAUCGUAGCAUGUGCAUUUCUUCCACAUUGCAAAAAGUCCUCUAGUGGCAGAGAUGGAAUAAGUUUGCAUGGGGUCCCUAGCUGAAAAUGUCACUUGGGUCCUUGUAUCAUCAGUGAGAAGGGGGCUUAUUCUGGUCAUUGUCUGUAACUCUUAACACAAUUGGUAUAUCAAUAUGGUAGAUAGAUUUUUUAGAGGCCAGAUUAUAUUUUAGAACUAAUUUGGGGGCCCCUGGUUGAAGCCCAAUCAGACCCCCCUCCCUUUAAUCCAGCCCAGCCUAGUGACACCUAUUUUAAUAUUUAUGAAUUGGCAAAUUAGUUUCAGUUAAGGUAUAUCUAAAGAUAUGAAGUUAUCAAUAUAACCUGGUAGUUAUAGUAUUGAACUGCCAUGGAAAUAUAUCUUUGAAAUAAAUACUUUGUUUUUAUGUAUCCAUAGAUAUGACCUUAAUGCUGUGAAAUAAUUUGGUAGAUUCAGAGCUUCUAUAUAUAAGGCUCUGGGUAGAUUGGUGCUAAAAGGAGAACAAUUUCACACUUUUUAUAUUCAACAAAAUGGCGUACCGUAAUUUGCAUUUUCGGUUAAAUAGCAGUUGUGGCGAGAAUGCGGUGUCCAUUUGGUCAAUUUAAUUUCUGAUUCUACCUAACCUUAGUUAUUGGGUUCCAGUUUCUCUUGUGGACCUCUCCAUGAUAUUAAUAUAUGUAUAAGUUAAUAUUACAAGUAAACAUAUUAUGUAGCCUACCAGUAUAUUGUUUUGUUCAUCAAAAUCUGUGCAUUAUGUUUAUGAAGUCAGCUUGUAUUAUGUUAAGCUAUAAAUAUAUUGUACUAUGAUAAA
Patella vulgata (common limpet) is the source of this 8327-nucleotide messenger RNA. RefSeq lists its product as uncharacterized. The record is from RefSeq and is a predicted model, not a curated record. Lineage: Eukaryota; Metazoa; Mollusca; Gastropoda; Patellidae. Gene Ontology annotation, biological process: protein deubiquitination. Gene Ontology annotation, cellular component: cytoplasm. Bases 403 to 2718 code for a protein of 771 amino acids. The transcript has 4 exons. Gene Ontology annotation, molecular function: cysteine-type deubiquitinase activity.